UAAUCAUCGUUCACUAGGCGCCACCAUUUUGUGCGAGAGCGCCGGUGUGUGGCAACGGAGCGCUGAUAGGAGCUGAAAGCAAGACGAACCUGUGUCCUGCGCCGUGUCUUCUACCGAAAGGAGUCUUUAACAUAUCGAUACAAAUAUCGACCGUUCACACCUGUUUGUGUGACCAAGAUAAUUCAGUAUUUGCGAAGUUUCAGUGAAGAGCGCUCGCACCGCAAGCGACCAAAAAUGUCGGAGGACCUGUUAAGCGCGGACGACCCGACGAUGAAGAUGGAGGAAGACGGAGAGGGGAGCGCUGAAGAUACAGCUGCUUGUGGGGAUGGGGGGCCGGGAGAGGCCGAAGGCUCUAAGAUAGAUGCAAGUAAAAAUGAGGAAGACGAAGGGAAAAUGUUCAUUGGAGGGUUGAGCUGGGACACAACAAAGAAGGACUUGAAAGAUUACUUUUCCAAGUUUGGGGAGGUUGUAGACUGCACUUUAAAGCUGGAUCCUAUGACAGGCCGGUCCAGAGGCUUUGGCUUCGUGCUGUUCAAAGAUGCUGAAAGUGUGGAAAAGGUCAUUCAACAGAAAGAACACAAACUUAAUGGUAAAGUGAUUGACCCCAAAAAAGCAAAAGCCAUGAAGUCCAAAGAGCCUGUGAAGAAGAUCUUUGUUGGUGGCCUUUCACCAGAUACUCCUGAGGAGAAGAUCAGAGAGUACUUUGAUGCUUUUGGAGAGGUGGAGUCUAUUGAGUUGCCAAUGGAAAACAAAACAAAUAAAAGGCGAGGUUUCUGUUUCAUCACCUUCAAAGAGGAGGAACCAGUAAAGAAGAUCAUGGAAAAGAAGUACCAUAACAUUGGCCUAAGCAAGUGUGAAAUCAAGGUAGCCAUGUCAAAGGAGCAGUACCAGCAGCAGCAGUGGGGUGGCAGAGGCGGCUACCCUUCUAGAUCUCGAGGGAGAGGAGGGCCUAAUCAGAAUUGGAACCAGGCUUACGGAAAUUAUUGGAAUCAAGGUUAUGGAAAUUAUGGAAACUACGGCUACAACAAUCAAGGCUAUGGUGGAUACGGGGGCUAUGAUUACUCGGGUUACAACAACUACUACGGAUAUGGUGACUACAGCAACCAGCAGAGUGGUUACGGCAAAUCUCCAAGGCGAGGUGGCCAUCAAAACAGUUACAAGCCAUACUAGUACAUAAACUACAAAAAGUAGAUACAGCGGGGACUUCCUUGCAGGCCAUGAGCUGACUUCCCGAUUCUCUCAGGCCCGCUCAAUGCGGACAGGGUACGAGAGGCGUACGCUCUCGAAUGCUCCCAUUUGGUAUGGUCUUCCAACAUCCUGUAUAUGGUCCUCUAUAUUUGUCAAACAAAAAAAAGACAGAAAGAAAAAAAAAAACGGAUACUUCCAGCUUUUAUCUCCAGCUUUGUUGUGUUCUUUUUUAAACUUCAUUGGAUUUGUUUUAUGUAAUACAAUCUAUUUCUGUAAUUUUAUAAUGGCAUUUUUUACAGGCACCUCAAGUAAUGGUUAAAUACGACAACAGUUUUAAAAAAUAAUAACUGUUUACUUUUCAAAGGAUACAGCCUUCUCUGGACUUUCCAGUGUUUAAUAUUAUGCACUUCUAAUCUUACCUGUAAUGCUUGCUUUUCCUUAUUUAUAGCUCGUGUAGCAGUAAUAGCCAGUAGUCCAUGAGCUAAAACCUGGUUUGUACUUGGACACCACUACGUCGGAGAAGUGCUUAAUUUUCAUAUUUGUAUUGUGUGUUGUUCUACUGACAGCGGUGGAAAAGGUUCACUUGUAAACAAUGUUAAUUCUAACAAAUCUAACAAAUUCUCUUUUUUUAACUGUUGCAAAACUUGGAAAAAGUGUAUGUCACCAGAAAUUUGCAUGCAAUGUUUCUUUUAUUGUAAACAGUUGAAGACUUUAAUAUGUGUAUGGGCUUAAUCUUAUCAAUUAAGCUUACUUCAAGAUUUCUAGACUAUUGUACCUUAUUCAAAGUAUGAAGUAUGUUUUUCUCUUCAUAAUGAAAUACUUUAGAAUUGGGAGUUCUUGUACAUUUUAGAGGACAUCUCCUUCUUGUGUGCUUGUGAGAAAUUGAUUCAUAUUUUUCUUUCCUGUCUUUCAGGUGGCAGUGUGGUUCGGAGGUAACAUCAGAAGAGAAUACCAUUGAGUCAAGGCAAUUGUUUAUUAUGGAGUGUUAAUAAAAGGACAAAAAGAGAGAGUCUUCAUUUCAACUACAGCUACUGUCCAUGUACAGUAGAGCUUGUCUUUGCCAGAUGAUUGAUGAAGGUGGAUAUUCUGAUCAACAUUGAACUCACCCUAAGACACAGUGUAACACCCUUUGCCCCAGUCAAAACCUUUCACGUUUUGUGUUGAAUUUAUAUGUUUACUACCGUUAAAGUUUGUAGUUAUAAUUUAGCCGAAUCCUCUCUUGUGCCAGUGUUGUGCUUCAGCUUCAUGAAAUCAUUUGUAAUUUUCUAUAAUGAGUAUUUAUUAGUUAAAAGUAGGAAAGAGUACAAAUGUUAGCCAUUUAAUAUUCAUUUCCUAUAGGCCUAGCAAGGUUUUUGCUACAAAAUCACAUAAACCUUUGAAAGAUGCAAUGGAUGAAAUAAAGUGUAUAAACUCUG
Pygocentrus nattereri (red-bellied piranha) is the source of this 2603-nucleotide messenger RNA. RefSeq names its product heterogeneous nuclear ribonucleoprotein D (gene hnrnpd). Gene Ontology annotation, cellular component: nucleoplasm. Gene Ontology annotation, molecular function: RNA binding. The record is from RefSeq and is a predicted model, not a curated record. The transcript has 8 exons. Gene Ontology annotation, biological process: regulation of gene expression. Bases 235 to 1170 code for a protein of 311 amino acids. NCBI's taxonomy places the organism in Eukaryota, Metazoa, Chordata, Actinopteri, Characiformes, Serrasalmidae.